CCAUUUGUAUUCUCUCUGCGUUUUGUUACUUUUGGGCUGUUGCAUGCCGUGAGGUUUUGCGAUUAAUGUAGUAUGAUUGCGUAGUGUUACCGGUGCUGUAGGUGUGACACCGAAAUUGCAGUAGAAAAUGAGUGUAUUACAGCAGCCUAUAGAAAUAUUUGUUACGUAUGUUGAGAUAGACGGCCCGUUUUUGAGACUAUGGGCUCAGUUGGAUCGAACACAAGCAACAGCAGUGGAACGUUUAAUUUUGCAGUUGUCGGAGCAGUUUGAAAGAGGGUUAGGAAUACCUUCUACCGUUCAAGUAGGUCAGCUUUGUUGUGCUAGAUAUAGCGAUGGUGUGUAUUACCGUGCUCGUGUCACAAGACCGCCAGAUAUGCCAGGUGGACAUGUUGCUGUACAUUUCAUAGAUUACGGCAACUCAGAAGUUGUACCCUUUCGUGAUAUCAGAUCCUUGGAAGAGAGUUUGCUAACCCGAUUGGCUUCGGUGAGUGAUAAUGCAACCGAAUUUCUUUUGGCUGGUGUAGUGCCUGUCUCCGGUACAUGGGAUGAGAAUAGUUUGGCGUUUAUUCGCCAGACAUUGUGCUAUGAGGAGUUAAAAGCUGUGGUAGUAGCCCAAGUUGCCAAUAAACGAUUGAUUAGAGUUUUUUAUAAAAAUGAAGACUUCGCCAAAAUUCUGAUAGCAAGUAAAGUUGGCGUAUCAAUAGAAAUUAUUGCACAGCAAAUGUUGAUCCAAGGUUAUUAUAAUUGGAACUCUGUACCACCACAAUUCCCAGGCUUCACUGCACCACCACCUGCAAGGAUGUUGAGUCAAUUACAGGGCCAAGCAGUAACAGUGCCUCGUGUUCCAGCAAUAAGAAUGGAAAGCAACUCUCAACAGGUGCCAGGGAUUACACCUUCAGUUCAAGAAAAAGUACGCAUUUUCACAAGUCCAAUUUUGGAACUGAAUUCAGAACAUAUGGUUUAUGUGUCUUAUGUUGAAGAUGGUCCAUCGUCCUUUGCAAUCCAACUGCAAGCUGCAGAAGGAAUGCUUUCAACUGUUAUGCAUGAAAUUAAUAAUGCUCCUGCAGUUCCCUUGACUCAGCCACUGAUGCCAGGAUCUGUCUGUAUUGGAAGAUUUACAGAAGAUCUGACACUAUGUCGUGCAGUUGUCAUGGCUGUUUUGGAUGACAAAUGCAGGCUAUAUUAUGUGGAUUUUGGCAACUCAGAAAUUCUUCCAUAUUCUGAGGUCUUUGAAUUACCUCAGCAGUUCAUCAAUCCAAAAGUGAUGGCAUUACGUUUUUGCCUAGCUGGUCUCAGAAAUCUGACCAUUACAGAUGAACUGAAGUCAUAUUUCAAAGAACUAGUUACAGAGAAACUGUUGCGUUUACGAGUGGUAGCUCCAGAGGGCCCUCCCAUCAAGCAAUAUGGAGAGUUGUACCUUAAUGGUGCAAAUGUGCUAGACUUACUUGUUAAAAAGAUGAAAGAGAAACAAGUUCCCUGUAGCUUUCCAGUGAUGCCAACACCAUCAGUUGGAACAAGAGAGUCUGUUAAAGUGUCUUAUGUGGUAAGUGCAUCAUCUUUUUAUGUUCAGCUGGAAACUAAUGCAGAAGCGCUCAAGUCAGUGAUGUUAGCAAUUGAAGCUAUUUGCUCUGGUGCAGCACCAUUUCUGGAAGUAGAUGACCUUCGGAUUGGGUUACCCUGCUGUGCUCAGUAUAGUGAAGAUGAAAAAUGGUAUAGAGCAAAAAUACUUUCAUUUUCAUCCAAUUUGGUUGAAGUAAUGUAUGUUGACUAUGGAAACUCAGAUUCAGUCCCACUGUCAUCUCUCAAGCAUAUUGAUCAAAGUCUUGUCAAGAUACUGAACCCACAGGCCAUUCAAUGUUGUUUGCGUGGAUUUCAAGACAAUGUGAAUGAGAAACUGGCAGAUGAGUUUGAAAAUAUGAUUUUAGACAAGACUUUGACCAUGGUGGUGAUGGACACGCUGCCAAAUAAUGUGAUUCUUGUGGAGCUGUAUAGUGGCUCUUUGGGAUCCUGUGUCAGUGUUGCUGCCCAGUUGUUAUCUAACAGUACAGCUCAAGAAACUACCAGAACACAGAACCAGUUGUCCAUGCAUAGUUCUCCAGCUGAAAACAAUGAGUGGCAAGAGGCUUCUACAGAAGCCAGUUCAGAGAUACACCAAGGAUCCCAGAGUGAGAAGAAACAGCAGGUGUGGUGUGGAGGCAGGGAGAGGUCAAAUCAGCAAGAGUCAAGGUCUUUGCCCCAGUGCAGAGAGGCACUUCCCUCUCUAAAGGGAUUGAGUUGGCGUUACUCACAGAGAAAGCCAUGCUCAGGUGAGAAUGAGAGUGAGUGGAAGUCGUGGGAUAAAGGUGGCAGUGGAGGUAGUAAGCCGUGGCAGAAUAAAGACCGUGCCAACUGGAGACAAGAGAAUGGAGUCAGGAGUGCCAGAGGAAAGUGGGCAGGUCAAGGUGAUGAAGAGAGGAGCAAAGGAAAUAAUCGUGGAGAUUUCAAGAAGUCUUGGAAUCGUGAUGAAGAUGAUAAUAAUCGGAAUCGAGGUGGUAGUUGGAAGAUGGAUGAAGGUGGAGGGCAGAAUAGGAAGUGGAAUAAUGGCAAAGAUGGUGGUGUUAGAAGAAACAGAUGGCAGGAUAAUAAUGAUGAUACUCAAAGGAGAAGUGGCCCUGGUGACAGUUCCAGCAAGUGGAGGGGCAAGAGGGCAGAUGAGAACAACUCAGAGUCAAGAGGAGGACAUAAGCCGUGGAGUACUGGUAAUUAUGAGCAGUCUGGAAAGAGAUAUGAUUUCCAAAAGAACAACCAGAAUGAGAAUGUGAAGACAGAGGUGUGGGGUGGCAAUAUGCAAGCAGCAACUCAGAAGUGGGAUGAUAGUGGUGCCCAGUCUACCGUUUCUGGUUCCAUUCCUGAAGCAGCAGUUAAAAUUGGAGAUGUGAAACCAGUGGAGGUGGUGUUCUUGGCAAGCCCAGAGGAAUUUUGUGUUCAGAUGACUUCUGAAAGUUCCAAACUGACUUCUGUGAUGAAAGGUAUUGCUUCAAAAUAUGGUAGUGGUGGUGGCAACCCUGUUCCCAGUGCACGUUUGAGAACUGGCACUGCUUGUGUGGCUCCCUACUCUGAAGAUGGCAUUAUGUACCGAGGCAUUAUAGAAAGUGUGGAUAGUAUCUCGGCAGUUGUCCUGUUUUGUGAUUAUGGUAACAGACAGGAAGUGACUUUAGAUAAGAUAAAGGAUAUUUCCAAUGAAUACCUGAGCCUUCCCAUACAGGGGCUUACAUGCAAGUUGCAAAAUGCUAAGCCUCAGAAUGGUGUUUCAUGGUCAGAGGAUGAAAUAGUUAAAUUCACCACUCUGACAGAAGAAAAGAAACUGCAAGCAUAUUUUGUCAGAAAGUCAAAUGGAGUAUACGAAGUAGUGCUGACAGAUAUUGAAACUGGAAGUGACCUCAAUGAUCAAUUUUGUGCAAUACCUGAACAAGUGCAGGAUGUAGGUUCUAAAGUUGGGGACAGUCAAAACUAUGAACUGGCUUCACCAGAUCAGAGAUACCUUCUUCAAAAAGUGACACCAGAAACUGAACACAUGGUCGCAAUAACAUGGUUUGUUAAUCCAGAACAAUUUUAUUGUCAGAUGGUGUCAUCACAGUUGGCAAUAAAAGAGUUGAUGGAUGCGAUUCAGUCUGCAUAUUAUAGCAAACCUCCAGUUACAGCUCCUGUCGAAGUUGGUUCUCCUGUCAUAGCGAAGUUUUUAACAGAUGGUGUCCUGUAUCGUGCAGAGGUGAAGGAAGUCCUGGACACUUCAUCUCUUAUUGUACAGUUUGUAGACUAUGGUAACUGUGAUAUUGUGAAGCAGAACGAUGUGUGGCAUAUAGAGGCAAGGUUCAUGGACUUGCCAAAACAGGCAUUAUCCUGUUGCUUGAGGGGAGUGGAGGCUCCAGAUUCGCAGUGGUCCAGAGGUGAUAAGGGAGUUGAUAAGUAUUUUGAAGCAGAAAAAUUCUGUUGCACAUUCCAUAACUGUGAACAAAAUAAAUACAGCGUGUCACUGAUGUCAGAAGGGAAGAGCAUUGCUGACCAACUUCUGGAAGAUGGGCUAGCUGUGGCUCAAGCUGUUCAUUCCAAGACUGUGAAGACUGCAGAUACUUGUGAGAUGUUUCUAGACUUCAGCCUAUUACCUGGCCAGAUUAUUGCUGCACAUAUUACAUGUGUUGAAUCAGUUUCCAAGUUUUUUGUCCAUCUUAAUCCUACACUGGCAAACAGAAUUCAGGCCCUUGUUGAUGAAUAUGUUCAGAACCCAGAGAACAUACAGCCUGUUGGAUGUAACAACCUUGCAGUUAAUAGUCUGUGCCUAGCUUCACGAGAUGGUGUUCAGUGGUACCGUGGGGAGAUUGUUGACUUCUCAACGACAGGCACAUUUAUAAAAUUCAUUGACAUAGGAGACUACGAUCAGAUACCUCUGGACAAGGUCCUGGUCAUUCCCCCUGAUCUUACUAAUUACUACGCACAGGCAGUAGAAUGCCAUGUCAUCAGGAGGAUCAGUUUAACAGUUGCUCCAAGUAUGGAUGUCAUAUUGAGUGUGGAUUCGGUUGACAGAGAAAGGCUCUUUGUGACUGUGUUCAGUAUGGAAGGCAGGACACUAGAACUAUUGGAAGACACUGAUCUUUCUGAAGUAGAUCCAGUAUGUCCACUACCUGUGAUGUCUAAAAAAAUGAAGGUGUGGGUAUCACAUGUUGAAGGACCAGAUUGUUUUUGGCUGCAGAGAAUUUGUGAUUCCAAUACUUUAGCUGAACUGCUUGAGAAAAUGUACGUAUUCUACAUGGCUGAAGGGAAGGACAUUGAUCUAGAGGUUUCUGUGGGUAAGCUCUGUGCUGCCAAGUCAGUAAUUGAUGAUCAAUGGUACAGGGGAAAAAUUGUGUCUGUGGAUGUCAGUAAUGGAACUUGCACUGUACUCUUCAUUGACUAUGGGAACUCAGAAACAAUUCCUGCUGCCCAUGUAAAGGAACUGGAUGCUUCUCUGUUCAUUCCAAAUGCACAGGCCAUAUGCGCUGCAUUGGCAGUGAAAUUUGAUGACUAUGAACAGAUCACAUCAGAACUGUUAAAAAUGACAUCAGAGAAAGAACUCACUGCAGUAUUUGGCCUGAAGAAUGAUAACAAAUGGCUAGUUGAUUUAUUUGUAGAAGGGGCAAGUGUCAGCAAAAAACUGGUGGAUUUGGGUCUUGUUAAGGAAUUUGAAGCCCAUCUGUUUCGAUCAAAACUAAAGGUUGGAACUUGCCAUGCUGUCUUUGUGUCACACAUUGACUCGCCAUACAGCUUCUGGGUGCAGAAAGCUGAGGACUCACAAGAAAUAUUGACAUUUCAGAGGGAGUUGCAAAUGGCUGCCAACAUGAUGGAAAACAUGACAUCAGUCCCACCAGUUGGAACAAUGUGCAUUUGUAUGUUUGCUGAAGCCUGGUACAGGGCUGUUGUACUUGAAAGCGACUUGUUAGUAACAGUGCGUUUCAUUGAUUAUGGAAAUGUUGACGAUAUUGAUAUUGCUUCUGAACACCUGAAGGCUCUUCCAGAGAAACUACAAGACAUUCCAGCAUAUGCAGCGGAAUGCACCCUGCUUGGGAAUAAUGAAGGGUAUAAGUUUCAUGUUGGGGCUGCUGAGAAGAUGGAAGUUCUAGUGGGAAGCACUGAGAAGCCAGCAACCAUUCAUAUAAUUAGUGAUGAGGGGAUAAAGUAUGUGGAACUUAUAUCAGCUGAUGGAAAAAAUGUCUUGAUGGAUCUUGUUAAUGAAGGACUGUCCACAAAAACCGAACUUGUAAAAGAAAAUUGUGUUACUGAUACACAGGCCACUGAUAUUUCUGCUGUAGGUGUACAGAUUACAGAUGAAAUUACUACUGGAGAAACACAAGUCACAGAAGAAGUUUCUGUUUAUGUAGAUACAAAAGCUAGAUCAGACACAUCUACUGUAUUUGUCAGUUACAUUAACUCCCCAUCAGAAUUUUGGAUUCAGUACAAAUAUGAUACAAGUAAGAUAGAGGAGACAGAAAACAGACUACUUGAAAUUGAAAGUUUUCCAGUAUUGGAUGAAAUUGUUGAAGGUGCAUUGUGUGCAGCAGAAUUUACAGAUGGACAGUGGUACAGAGCCAAAGUAAUACAGGUCACGAAUGAAAUUGAAGUAUUUUUCUUGGAUUAUGGAAACCAUUCAGUUGCAGCAGAAUUAAGGAGUUUGCCUGAGGAUUUGUUAAGAGUUCCUCAAUUGGCAAAACGUUGUUCAUUGCGUUUGCCUCAUGGCGUGACAGAAUGGUCCACAGCAGCGAAAGAAAUGUUUAUUAAAAGGGCUGGAGGUGGCUGUACACAGUUCCAAGUUGACAUUUUGGAAGAAGGGAAUUGUGCUGUUGUGAGUUUACUACAAGGGGGACAGAAAAUAGAAGAUGAGUUAUUGAAUUUGUGUCUGACUGUGGACAAAGUUUCUACCACAUGUGUGAACCCUCCUAAAUUAUAUGCACGUAUCAGUCAUGCAGUUUCACCAUCUGAAUUUUGGAUUCAGUUUGAGAAUUCAUUGUCCCGUUUAGACGAAAUCAGCAGUAAACUUGCUGAAUCAGAGGGAUUUCCCACUCUCAGUGACACUGAAGAAGGUGUCUUGUGUGUCGCCCAGUUCCCUGAUGAUGGCAGAUGGUAUCGAGCAUCCAUCAUAUCCCAUGCUGAUGACUGUUUUGUGGUCAUGUAUGUAGACUUUGGAAAUACAGCCACCUCCACAGAACUUCGAGAACUUCCUGAUGAACUUAAAGAUAUCCCUCCACUGGCAAAGAAAUGCUCUCUGUCUUUUUCUACUGAUGUACUGCAAUUUACAGAAACUGUAAGUGGUCUUUUUAUGGAUAUUGUAGGUGAGGAAGGUGAAGUUUUUGAAAUUGAGAUUAUCAGAGAUGGAGAUCCAGCUCUUGUAAGUAUGUGGCACAAUGGACAGAAGGUGGAGGAUGAACUUCUGAAGAUUGGUAAAACAGAGGAGAAGAAUAUAUCAGCAGUUGAAAGUGAAACAUUUGUGGAAACAUGGCCACAUGGGACAGGGGAAGACAGUGUUUAUAAUGAAGGGAAAGUAAUGGAUAGAGAGAUCGAAGAUUCAAAUGAAAAUAAAAAUGUAAAACAGGAAGAGGUAAAAGAUGGAUGCAACACUGAUCAUUCUGAAGGUUUUAAUGAACUGGAUAUGUCAGAAAAAUAUGGUGACGGAACUGAGAAAAUAACACAAGAUGAAAUUGGGCAAGUUGAAAUAGAAGAAAAGGAGGAACAUGUUGCCAAAAAUGUUGCAAAUUUUGGUGAACAGGAUGAAGAAAAUAUUUUGGAUCAGAAUGUGAGUGAAGAUAUUGUGUGUAAUGUACAGAACAUACCACUUGAUAUAAAAGAAGAUCACAUUGAAGAUACUGCUUGUAGUGAUUUCACAUCAGAAAAAGCUGGAGAAAAUAAAGAGACAAUGUUAACAGAGAACACCAAAACAAAUUGUAUUGAAGAGUGCACAAAGGAUGUUGCAUUACAUUCUACUAUAUGUGUGAAUCCACCUAAAUUAUAUGCAUGUAUCAGUCAUGUGGUCUCACCAUCUGAAUUUUGGAUUCAGUUUGAGAAUUCAUUGUCCCGUUUAGACGAAAUCAGCAGUAAACUUGCUGAAUCAGAGGGAUUUCCCACUCUCAGUGACACUGAAGAAGGUGUCUUGUGUGUCGCCCAGUUCCCUGAUGAUGGCAGAUGGUAUCGAGCAUCCAUCAUAUCCCAUGCUGAUGACUGUUUUGUGGUCAUGUAUGUAGACUUUGGAAAUACAGCCACCUCCACAGAACUUCGAGAACUUCCUGAUGAACUUAAAGAUAUCCCUCCACUGGCAAAGAAAUGCUCUCUGUCUUUUUCUACUGAUGUACUGCAAUUUACAGAAACUGUAAGUGGUCUUUUUAUGGAUAUUGUAGGUGAGGAAGGUGAAGUUUUUGAAAUUGAGAUUAUCAGAGAUGGAGAUCCAGCUCUUGUAAGUAUGUGGCACAAUGGACAGAAGGUGGAGGAUGAACUUCUGAAGAUUGGUAAAACAGAGGAGAAGAAUAUAUCAGCAGUUGAAAGUGAAACAUUUGUGGAAACAUGGCCACAUGGGACAGGGGAAGACAGUGUUUAUAAUGAAGGGAAAGUAAUGGAUAGAGAGAUCGAAGAGUCAAAUGAAAAUAAAAAUGUAAAACAGGAAAAGGUAAAAGAGGGAUGCAACACUGAUCAUUCUGAAGGUUUUAAUGAACUGGAUAUGUCAGAAAAAUAUGGUGACGGAACUGAGAAAAUAACACAAGAUGAAAUUGGGCAAGUUGAAAUAGAAGAAAAGGAGGAACAUGUUGCCAAAAAUGUUGCAAAUUUUGGUGAACAGGAUGAAGAAAAUAUUUUGGAUCAGAAUGUGAGUGAAGAUAUUGUGUGUAAUGUACAGAACAUACCACUUGAUAUAAAAGAAUAUCACAUUGAAGAUACUGCUUGUAGUGAUUUCACAUCAGAAAAAGCUGGAGAAAAUAAGGAGACAGUGUCAACAGAGAACACCAAAACAAACUGUAUUGAAGAGUGCACAAAAGGUGUUGCAUCAGAUUCUGCUACAUGUGUGAAUCCACCUAAAUUAUAUGCAUGUAUCAGUCAUGUGGUCUCACCAUCUGAAUUUUGGAUUCAGUUUGAGAAUUCAUUGUCCCAUUUAGACGAAAUCAGCAAUAAACUUGCUGAAUCAGAGGGAUUUCCCACUCUCAGUGACACUGAAGAAAGUGUCUUGUGUGUCGCCCAGUUCCAUGAUGAUGGCCGGUGGUAUCGAGCAUCCAUCAUAUCCCAUGCCGAUGACUGUUUUAUGGUCAUGUAUGUAGACUUUGGAAAUACAGCCACCUCCACAGAACUUCGAGAACUUCCUGAUGAACUUAAAGAUAUCCCUCCACUGGCAAAGAAAUGCUCUCUGUCUUUUUCUACUGAUGUACUGCAAUUUACAGAAACUGUAAGUGGUCUUUUUAUGGAUAUUGUAGGUGAGGAAGGUGAAGUUUUUGAAAUUGAGAUUAUCAGAGAUGGAGAUCCAGCUCUUGUAAGUAUGUGGCACAAUGGACAGAAGGUGGAGGAUGAACUUCUGAAGGUUGGUAAAACAGAUGAGAAGAAGAAAAUAUCAGCAGUUGAAAGUGAAACUUUUGUGGAAACAUGGCCACAUGGGACAGGGGAAGACAGUGUUUAUAAUGAAGGGAAAGUAAUGGAUAGAGAGAUCGAAGAGUCAAAUGAAAAUAAAAAUGUAAAACAGGAAAAGGUAAAAGAGGGAUGCAACACUGAUCAUUCUGAAGGUUUUAAUGAACUGGAUAUGUCAGAAAAAUAUGGUGACGGAACUGAGAAAAUAACACAAGAUGAAAUUGGGCAAGUUGAAAUAGAAGAAAAGGAGGAACAUGUUGCCAAAAAUGUUGCAAAUUUUGGUGAACAGGAUGAAGAAAAUAUUUUGGAUCAGAAUGUGAGUGAAGAUAUUGUGUGUAAUGUACAGAACAUACCACUUGAUAUAAAAGAUCAGAUUGAGGAUAAAGCUGGUAGUGAUUUCACAUCACAAGAAACUGAAGAUUGUAAAGCGUCUGUGUCAAGAGAGAAUAUUAAAAUAAGCUCUGUCAAAGAAAGUGCAGAACAUGUAUCAGACUCUCUUAAUAUUUGUACAGGUAUAAAGACCGAUGAUGAAAGUGGAGAAAGUCAAGUAACUACAAAGAAUUCCCAUGCAAAGCCUCUGUCAUUGCAUCUUCAGAGAACUCAUCACACAGAAGAACUUGUUAAGGAAAUAAAUAUAGAAAUGAAAACUCCCAGUGAAGCAUUAAGUACAACAUUUGCGACUCAGUGCUCUGAAAGAAUUGUGCCACCCACUGUCAGCAUAGAAAUAUCUAAAGAAGAAUUGCUUGAUGCAGUGCUGAACAGGUCUGCUUCUCUUGAAUUAAUGCAUGAAAAAGAAAUUGUGCCAGGUUACAUUUUGCAAAGUAGGCUCAUUGAUACUGAAAAAGAUGGAACAAAAAGUGCACCAUCAACACCAUUGGUCUCAAGUUCUGAGAAAUUCUUACAAAGAGUGUCAUUGAGUGAUGAAUUUUGGCAAAGGACCCCAUCCAACCCAAAAUUAACUCAUAAUGAUAGGAUUGUUCCUGGAAGUAUUUCCAGAAGGGAACCCCAUGAAGAAAUUCGUCCAUUUACACCGAAGUUGCCUCAUGCUGAGAAAAUUGUGCCCGGUAGCAUUUCAAGAGGUAUUUCUGAUGAGGAAUUGGGAUCUAUGCAGCUGCAAGCAGCAGUUGUGGAGGCACAUGAGCAUAAUGAGGAUGAAGCAGCUGAAACACCUAUUGCUGAAGAAGCUGAUGCUGAAUCUGUUUCUGCAUUGUAACUAUGAGAAGCGCAGCACUAGUUUGUAGAGAAGAUUCUACUGAUGAAAAUGCAGCUUGAACAGUGGCAGAGUAUUUAUAUGUAUUUUGUUACAGGGUUGAGAUAUUGAUGUUCAAGCUGUGAAGGUGCUGUUAGGGAGGGUGAAAGCCAGAAUUAUUUUUAGACAAUCCAUGGCAUGUUUUUGUUUAAUUUCCAUAUCUGAUUAUAUAGAUUGGAAAUCUGUCCCAAGAGAUUUGGUUUGUUGAAGAUAUCAAGACCUACGGGUACAAAAUAGAGGGCACUGAUUGAACCAUGUCAGCAAUAGUAUAUUCAGGAUUUACUUAAGAGAAGGGAGUGUGUUUUGAGGAAUCAGUGAGAUAAAACAGUGUUUCAAAAGAAAAAUCAUUAAUUUGUUACAGUCUUUGGCAUUUUGGGGUGUUGAACCAUGUGAAUUCAUCAUAUACAUAUGUAUAUAUGGACGUAAGUUAGUAUUUAAGUUACCAGCAAAGCUAAAAUUGUAUGUUGAUUGUUAGAGUUUUUCUCACCCCUCCCGUCCCCUCUGGGGGUGGGGAGCCUUCAGAGUCUGUUGGUUUUUACAUCACGGCAUGAAUUAUAUCAACAGAAAUGUGUCAGACUACUUCUGGCUGCUGAGAUACCAUAUUUUAGAGUUCCUAAAAUUAAUUGUUAGACUGCUUACUAUUUGAAUGGUAUAUGCAUUUUGUAAUAAUAAUGUCACGUGUUGGGUAUAUAUAACAUGACAAAUAACUUUACGCCUUAUUUGAUAUAGCGAAUU
Molecule: messenger RNA, 11089 nt
Organism: Cryptotermes secundus
Lineage: Eukaryota; Metazoa; Arthropoda; Insecta; Blattodea; Kalotermitidae
Product: maternal protein tudor
Exons: 12
Coding region: 128-10318 (3396 amino acids)
Source: RefSeq, a predicted model, not a curated record